Messenger RNA from Pipistrellus nathusii (Nathusius's pipistrelle), 3189 nucleotides. NCBI's taxonomy places the organism in Eukaryota, Metazoa, Chordata, Mammalia, Chiroptera, Vespertilionidae. The record is from the annotation of a GenBank genome assembly.
AUGCACAGUCCUGAAGUGACAGGAAACAUGCCAACUCAAUCCCUCUUAGUGUAUAUGGAUGGACCGGAAGUUAUUGGCAAUUCUCUUGGCAGCCAGAUGGAGCUAGAAGAUGCCGUGUCAGUAAAAGGGACCACCACUGUCCCUUUCAGAGCCACGCAGGAGAAGAGCGUCAUCCAAAUCGAAGGCUACACGCCCUUGGACUGCAUGUUCUGCAGUCAGACCUUCACCCACUCUGAAGACCUCAAUAAGCACGUGCUGCUGCAGCACCGGCCCACCCUCUGUGAGCCCGAAGUUCUGCGUGUGGAAGCAGAGUAUCUCAGUCCUCUAGAUAAAGGUCAGGUGCGAACAGAGCCCCCCAAGGACAAGAGUGGCAAAGAAAAUGAAGACUUGAGCUGUGAAGUUUGUGGGCAGACAUUCAGAGCCCCAUUUGAGGUUGAGAUCCACACAAAGACACACAAGGACUCUUUCACCUACGGGUGUCACGUGUGCGGACGGAGGUUCAAGGAGCCCUGGUUUCUGAAGAACCACAUGCGAACACACAAUGGCAAGUCGGGGGCCAAGAGCAAGUUGCAGCAGGGCUUGGAAAGCCCGGCCACCAUCAACGAGGUUGUCCAGCACCAGGCUGCGGAGAGCAUCUCCUCUCCUUACAAGAUCUGCAUGGUUUGUGGCUUCCUAUUUCCAAAUAUAGAAAGUCUAAUUGAUCACAGGAAGAUGCACACCAAAGACACGGCUUCCGGUGGCAGCAGUCCCCAGGCAGACUCUCAGCAGACGGGAAUGCCAGCCCCUAGAGACGAGUUCCUGCAGUUCUUAAACCUCAGACCAAAAGCUCACGCUGAAACUACGAAGCAGCCCACCAGAUGGAUACCUCAGCUCGACCCCUUCACCACCUACCAGGCCUGGCAGCUGGCCACCAAGGGCAAAGUUGCUGUCUGCCGGGAGGUGAAGGAGCAGCCCGGGCAGGAAGGGAGCACCGAUAACGAUGAUUCAGACAAAGAAGAGCUUGGAGAAAUCUGGAACGGGAGUAAAAGCCAUGCUGAAGGUUCUGGAAAAUCCAGGUCCAAUAAGAGUGGGUAUGCAGGCCUAGCACAAGAUAAGGAGAAGCCUAGACACACCAACGGUGAAGUGCCUUCUGGGGACAUGGACUCCAAGUUGUCCGGUAAGAGUGAGAAGCCCACGCAUUGCUCUGAGUGUGGCAAGGUGUUCAGAACCUACCACCAGCUGGUCCUGCACUCUAGAGUCCACAAGAAGGACCGGAGGACAGACGCCGAGUCGCCCACCAUGUCUGUGGACGGCCGGCAGCCAAGGACGUGUUCUCCAGAUCUAGCUGGCACCCUUGAUGAAAACGGAGCCACAGAUCGAGAAGGAGGCUCUGAAGAUGGAUCCGAGGACGGACUUCCUGAAGGCCUCCACUUGGAUAAAAAUGACGAUGGAGGCAAAAUAAAGCAUCUGACAUCCUCAAGAGAAUGUAGUUAUUGUGGAAAGUUUUUCCGUUCAAAUUAUUACCUCAAUAUUCAUCUCAGAACGCAUACAGGUGAAAAACCAUACAAAUGUGAAUUUUGUGACUAUGCUGCAGCCCAGAAGACCUCUCUACGGUAUCACCUGGAGAGACACCACAAAGACAAGCAGGUCGAUGUGGCCACUGAGGCCAAGAGUGACGGGAAACACCAGGAGCCCGAAGAUGCACUACUCAUCGCCGACAGUGCGCAAACCAAAAAUUUGAAAAGAUUUCUUGAUGGUGCCAAAGAUGUGAAAGCCAGCCCACCUGCCAAGCAACCUAAGGGGAUGGGCCCUGCCUUUCAGAAUGUUCUGGGCAGUGCUGUCCUCUCGCCAGUCCACAAAGAUACUCAGGAUUUCAGUAAAAAUGCAACUGAAGCUAGUGCCGGUCAGAUGGGCAGACGCCCUGCCCCUGCUUACUUGGACAUGUUCAAGAAGAGACCAGCGCCCGAAGCGCAGGCCGUCAACCUUGCUCGCAGAGCAGAGGUGGCUGCUCCGCCUCAUGCUCAUCCAGACGCCACUGCCACCCGCCAGGCCGAGGGGGGCCUCAGAGAGAGGGCAGAGGUGGCAGCGGACAGCAGAGUGAAGCCCAGCAUGGACUGUCAAGAGAAACCUUUGAAUUUAUCCCUCGGGGUGCUUCAAAGUUGCCCGGCAAUUUCUUUGAGCAAGAGUGUAAUCCCAAGUAUCAGCUGUCCGUUUUGUACCUUCAAGACCUUUUAUCCAGAAGUUUUAAUGAUGCAUCAGAGACUGCAACAUAAAUACAAUCCCGACGGUCACAAAAACUGUAGAAACAAGACUUGGCUUAGAAGCAGACGUACUGGCUGCCCACCAAUUCUGCAGGGAAAAGACGUGCCUCCCUUGUCCGGUUUCCCCAAGUCCAAGCCCAAGCCCAAGCCUGCCUUCCCGGCCCAGACCAAGACCCUGCCGUCAGAGAAGGGGAAGCUGGGCCCCACGGGGCCAGGCAAGGCCUCUCUGGCCUCAGGGAUCGACUCUAGCACUUUAGCCCCCAGUAACCUGAAGUCGCACAGGCCACAGCCCAGUGUUGGGGCACAGGGGGCUCCGGCCGCCAGGCAGCAGCCCUCGGAGAUGUUUUCUAAAAGCGGAGUUUCUCCUGCCCCCGAGAAGACGAAGAGGCCGGAGACGAAGUUCAAAGCCCCGGUGGUUUCCGUGGCCCAGCCCUCCACAGGCAGCAGCACCAGCAACGGCUUGGCCGACUUCUCGGCCAAGCACGACGGCCGGUGGGCUCCACAAGGAAAGGACUACUUCUGUGGCCGCAGUGCCAGCGUUGCCAGCCCGGAGCUUGGAGAGCCGCUUCCCAAGCAGCCGAAAACUAAGCCCGUGGUCCUAGAUGCGGAGCAGCCCCGGCCCCACCACCGAAGGAUCCUCGACCUGCCGGUGAUUCGCGGAAUCUCAUCGCUGCUGCCCCAGGAGUACACGUGCCCGCCGCCAAAAGUGCUGCCUGUCAAGCCACGAUUCCUGGCGUCAGGCGAGAUCGACUCCUCCAAUGUGCUGACCAUACACAAGUCCUACAGCGGGCCCGGGUCCCACUACAAUUGUGCCCCCUCGGCUGGCGCAGCCCUGGAAGGAAAAAGACCUACGUCGUAUCAACACUUAUCUAACAGCAUGCUUCAGAAGAGAAACUAUGAGAAUUUUACUGGGAAUGCACAUUACCGGCCAAAUGACAAAAAAACUUGA